Molecule: messenger RNA, 3866 nt
Organism: Magnolia sinica
Lineage: Eukaryota; Viridiplantae; Streptophyta; Magnoliopsida; Magnoliales; Magnoliaceae
Product: probable ATP-dependent DNA helicase CHR12
Exons: 12
Coding region: 161-3589 (1142 amino acids)
Biological process (GO): positive regulation of transcription by RNA polymerase II
Cellular component (GO): nucleus
Molecular function (GO): DNA binding; ATP binding; histone binding
Source: RefSeq, a predicted model, not a curated record
AUUAGAUAUAGAGAGAGAGAGGGUUUUGGCGAAGUGAGAGAUGGGAGAAGGCAAGCGAGAGUAAGAGGCCGUUUAAGCGCGAGAAGGGAAAAAAAAGGCCGUUAUUCUUAUUUUCUGUUGAGUUUCAAAUAGCCGUUAGAAUCCGUUGGUCUUCCCCGCCAUGGCAGCUCAGCUGGAGAAUCCUCCUCCCCUUCCGAAUCCUCCUCCCUCAACUUCCGUGGACCACAUACAGAAGACCAAGGCUCUGAUUUGCGCUCUCAAUCUCAUCUCCAGAAACCUCCCUCUUCCUCCCGAGAUCUUUGAUACCAUAUCUUCCAUCUACCAUGCCGAUGAUGAUCAUGCUGACGGCGAUGGUGGGGGUGAUGGCGGUGAUGGAGAUCGACUUCUGGAUGAUCCGGUCCGUAUUUUCUCGAGCUGUAAUGGGGUUUUGGCUAAUGGGGGUUUGAUAACAGACCUCGAGGAUGCGCUGGCAAAACAACGAACUAGCUGCAUGUCAAGUUUGGCAUUGAAAGAAUCAGAGGAAAGUCGUCUGCAAAGCCACAUUCAACAUCGUCUAACUGAGCUCGAAGGGUUGCCUACAAGUAAAGGUGAGGACUUGCAGAUGAAGUGCUUGCUUGAGCUAUAUGGCCUAAAGCUAUCGGAAUUACAGAGGAAAGUGCGCUUGGAUGUGAAUUCAGAAUAUUGGCUACGUGAAAAAUGUGCAUAUCCUGAUAAACAGUUGUUCGACUGGGGGUUGAUGCGGCUGCGACGUCCCUUUAUCCUGUAUGGUCUGGAUGCUUUUGCCAUGGAAGCUGAUGAUCGACAGCGCAAGAAGAGGGAUGCGGAGAGGCUGUCAAGGUUUGAAGAGGAGGAAAAGAACCGUAUGGAAACUAGAAAGAGGAAAUUUUUUGCUGAACUUCUUAAUGCAGCUCGUGAGUUUCAAUUGCAAGGACAAGCUUCUCUGAAACGCCGGAAACAGAGGAAUGAUGGUAUCCAGGCAUGGCAUGGACGACAAAGGCAACGUGCUACCCGAGCUGAAAAACUGAGGUUCCAAGCCUUGAAAGCAGAUGACCAAGAAGCUUACAUGCGGAUGGUAGAAGAGAGCAAGAACGAACGCUUAACUAUGCUUCUUGGGAAAACCAAUGACCUUCUUGUUUGUCUCGGAGCAGCUGUUCAAAGGCAAAAAGAUGCAGAACACACUGAUGGAAUUGAAACUUUGAAAGACCCUAAUGGCAUUGAAGCUUUGAAAGACCUAGAAGUGGAUGAUCCAUCACAAUUAUCUCUUUCCAAGAGUGAUACCCCAGCAGAUUUACCUCCGGAUGAAGAUGUGGAUGUGCUUGAUUCGAGUUCUGCUGAUCGUGUUAAGACAAAAGAUUUACUUGAAGGCCAGAGGCAGUAUAAUUCUGUUAUUCAUUCAAUUCAGGAAAAGGUAAUGGAGCAACCAUCCAUGCUUCAAGGCGGGGAAUUGCGACCUUACCAGUUGGAAGGACUUCAGUGGAUGCUUUCGUUGUUCAACAACAAUCUAAAUGGUAUUCUAGCUGAUGAGAUGGGGUUGGGGAAGACAAUUCAAACCAUAGCAUUGAUUGCAUAUCUGCUGGAGAACAAGGGUGUGAGUGGACCCCACUUGAUUGUGGCUCCAAAGGCUGUAUUGCCAAAUUGGGCUCAUGAAUUCUCAACCUGGGCUCCAAGCAUUGUUGCCGUUCUAUAUGAUGGGCGUCUAGAUGAAAGAAAAAGCAUGAGGGAAGAGUAUUCUGGGGAGGGAAAAUUCAAUGUGAUGAUUACACACUAUGACCUUAUUAUGCGUGACAAAGCUUUUUUAAAGAAAAUUCAUUGGUACUAUAUGGUUGUUGAUGAAGGGCAUCGAUUAAAAAAUCAUGAGUCUGUUCUUGCACGUACCCUUGUGUCAGGGUACCGUAUUCGACGUAGACUUCUAUUAACCGGCACACCUAUACAGAAUAGUUUGCAGGAGUUGUGGGCCUUGCUUAAUUUUCUUCUACCUAGCAUUUUUAAUUCGGUGCAGAACUUUGAGGAGUGGUUUAAUGCACCUUUUGCAGAUCGUUGUGAUGUUUCUCUUACAGAUGAGGAGGAACUACUAAUUAUUCGUCGUUUGCAUCAUGUUAUAAGGCCAUUUAUACUUAGGAGGAAGAAGGAUGAGGUGGAGAAGUUCCUUCCUGGGAAAAUCCAAGUCGUGCUAAAAUGUGAUAUGUCAGCUUGGCAGAAAGUAUAUUAUCAGCAGGUCACAGACUUGGGAAGAGUCGGGCUGGACUCCGGAACUGGAAAGUCCAAGAGUCUCCAGAACUUGUCAAUGCAACUUAGAAAGUGUUGCAAUCAUCCAUACCUGUUUGUGGGUGAAUAUAACAUAUGGCGUAAGGAGGAGAUCAUCAGAUCAUCAGGAAAGUUUGAGCUACUCGAUCGCUUACUCCCAAAGCUGCAAAGAUCUGGUCACCGAGUUUUGCUGUUCUCCCAGAUGACUCGCCUCAUCGAUAUUCUAGAAAUCUAUCUACAGUUGCAUGAUUUCAAGUAUCUUAGGUUGGAUGGCUCCACUAAGACAGAGGAACGAGGGACUUUACUCAAGCAAUUCAAUGCGCCGGACUCCCCCUACUUCAUGUUUCUUUUGAGCACUCGAGCUGGCGGCCUUGGUCUUAAUUUACAAACUGCGGAUACUGUGAUAAUCUUUGACAGCGAUUGGAACCCCCAAAUGGACCAGCAGGCAGAGGACCGUGCCCAUCGCAUUGGACAAAAGAAGGAAGUUCGUGUUUUUGUGUUGGUUAGCGUGGGGUCGAUUGAAGAGGAAAUAUUGGAGCGCGCAAAGCAGAAGAUGGGCAUCGAUGCCAAGGUCAUCCAGGCGGGGCUUUUCAAUACAACUUCCACAGCUCAGGACAGGAGAGAGAUGUUGCAGGCGAUCAUGCGCAGAGGAACGAACUCGCUCGGGACAGAUGUGCCAAGUGAGAGAGAAAUAAACCGCCUUGCGGCCCGGACAGAGGAUGAAUACUGGCUGUUUGAGAAGAUGGACGAAGAGAGGCGGCAGAGGGAGAACUACAGAUCAAGGCUGAUGGAAGAACACGAGGUGCCCGAUUGGGCGUAUUCUGUCCCUGACAAGGGAGAGAAAAACAAAGGGAAGAACUCAGAUCACUGGGCCAAUCACACCACGGGGAAGAGGCGCCGGAAGGAAGUGGUCUAUGCCGAUCUACUAAGUGACGUACAGUGGAUGAAGGCUGUGGAAGAGGGAGAAGAUUUGUCAAAGAUCACCGCUAAAAGCAAGCGGAGAGAACACUUUCCUGAGGCCGUCGAAUCAACGAGUGAGAACGUGGAACAGCAAAGAAUGCCCGAGUUGAAGAAUGAGCUUGAAUUGAAGAAUGAAAAUGAGUCCGUUGCAAGUGAGGACUUUGGUGAGGUGUUCUUGGGACGAACUCCAGAAAGGCACCAGUCCAGGCCAUCACAGUCCAUUGAUGGACCAGCAGGAGGUGUUGAGGUCCGUAGUUGGCAUGGCGACCUCCUGACAUGGAAGACCCACAAGAGGAAGAGAUCGUCGAGCCAUGUGGGACAUGCAAGUUCAUCGUCUGAUUUAAGAGGACACUCUUCUAGCAGGGGAAACGGUGGAUGGGCUUGAGCGGGACCCUUCAGACAAUGCUAGCCCCAAAAAGCAUGGGACACAUGCAUGCUGUCCGCCCAUUGUUGUAACCAUAGUUACUGAUAUCUUGUCUAAGCUACUACUUAGGGAUCCUGAUCAUCGAUCCCGCAAUUCUGUGGACCUUAAGAUGGCGUAUUUCCUAAUUUUGGCCGCUGAUGUGAUUCAAUUAUUAAGUUACAAAUCUGCCAUCGUUCAUGCUAACUUGCAAUUUGUGAAGCAAAUAAGAUAAAAAGACAGCUCAAGUCUAUUCUUUUGA